Megalopta genalis is the source of this 3369-nucleotide messenger RNA. The record is from RefSeq and is a predicted model, not a curated record. Lineage: Eukaryota; Metazoa; Arthropoda; Insecta; Hymenoptera; Halictidae.
UGAGCUAAUGACGUAACCGGAAGUACGAGGCCCUCGAACGUUGGCCUCGAGCACCUCUUCCCAGUAAUUACAUCGGUGCGGUGGUCGGCUACGUGUUUCCGAAACACGUCGAGAAACGUCGGACCGACGAUCAUUGUGACGACAUGUCGUUCCUCUUGAGCCGCGGUGGUCGAAAGGGGCCCAUCAUCUGCUUCGUUGGCCUCUUAUUGAUCUUUGCGCUGUACCAGUUGGGUAUCAUCUGCGGCUCCAUGAAAUCCGUCCCCACUGCCAUGAUGGUCGCUAAAGAGAAAUACGUGGUGGGCCCGUUCGAUCACAAGAGGUACGCGUACGAUCGCUAUAUGCCGUUAAUUUUCAUCGGCGGCGUGCCACGCUCCGGCACUACCCUCGUGCGCGCCAUGCUCGAUGCACAUCCCGAUGUCAGGUGCGGCCAAGAGACCAGGGUGAUACCGAGGAUCCUGCAGAUGAGGAUGCACUGGCUGAAAUCGGAGAGGGAGAACCUGCGGCUGUCGGAGGCAGGAAUCUCGAAAGAGGUGAUGGACAGCGCGAUAGCGGCAUUCUGUCUGGAGAUCAUAGCGCGACACGCGGAGCCAGCGCCGCGAUUGUGCAACAAGGAUCCCCUCACUCUGAAGAUGGGCUCGUACAUCCUCGAUCUCUUUCCAAAUGCCAAGUUUAUCUUCAUGAUCCGCGAUGGCCGUGCCACCGUGCAUUCCAUUAUCUCGAGAAAGGUCACCAUCACCGGGUUCGACUUGUCCUCGUACAGGCAGUCGCUGAUCAAGUGGAACCACGCGAUCUCGACGAUGUACGGCCAGUGCAAGGAAAUCGGGUCGGGCAAGUGUCUGAUGGUGCCGUACGAGCAGCUGGUGCUGCACCCGCGCCAAUGGAUGAAGAAGAUACUGAACUUCCUGGACGUUCCUUGGAACGAGUCGGUCAUGCACCACGAGGAGUUCAUUAACAAGCCGGGCGGCGUGCCUCUCAGCAAGGUGGAGAGGUCGUCGGAUCAGAUCAUAAAGCCAGUCAACUUGGAAGCACUGACCAAGUGGGUCGGCCACAUUCCGGACGACGUAGUCAGAGAAAUGCCGGACAUCGCGCCGAUGCUUUCUGUCCUCGGCUAUGAUCCUUAUGCUAAUUCGCCGGUCUACGGAGCGCCGGAUAGGCUGGUCAGCGAGAACACCAGACGGGUGCUAGCGAACGGAGAAGUGUGGGCGGCGAGGGCGCGCCAAUUUUCCCUGGAGAAGCUGAUAGAGCUGAGCAAAGAGGACGAGAGCACCAACGCGGCAAACGCGUGACCUCGGUUACACGCUACCCUAGGCGCGCGGACCUUGAACCUGUACAAUUUCUGCAACGUUUAACAAGCUGGUAAAACCUCACGGCGGAGCCAGUUCGUACCGAAUACCGUUGAAAGAGCGAAUUCCCUCUCGUCGUUUGCCUCUUCCCGGUGGGAUUCGGGGACAGCGAACCGUGAUCGUGAAAAUAAAGAAAAAAAGCGAGCUCUCUGGACUAUACUUUAAUUGUAAGAUCAAGCGUGCAUACUUGGUAGCCACGGCACAGCGAGUUCAACGACGAGACCGUGAAAGAGAGAAGCUUAGCGAACCCGAAGAAGCCGGAGAGUACUAGAGGCGGGGACCUUUCUUCUUGAACAACUCGGGGCCGAUCUGAAAGGGACACAAAACUUGAACAGAGCCUGCUUCGCAUGGCUGACCCAUCAUUUUCCUACCAGCCACGGAAUCCCUCGUUGACCAACCCUUUGUCUACAACCCAGUCGAUUGUUCGCGCGUUCUCGCUGUGUCGUUAUCUCCGAAUGUACGCGCUGCAUUCUCGUAUUAGCGAACGAUCGCGGUUCGCGAGACUACGCUACACGAUGGUUACUCUUUCUCUGUAUAUUUUAACCGGUAGAUGUCUAACUGCGGGACGGCACUUGCGUUCGCGAACGGCCGCACGGUUCCCGUUGCGGGAGGUUCGGCUGGAUCGCGCGUGCCCUCUUUCUCCCGCGGACGAAAUGCCGUGCGAAUGGUCGCCGAUUACUCUCGUUUCGUUUGUCCAGUGUUUCGUUGACGCGACCAACCAGGACUGUCGGAGACCCGCUAAACAAUUUCUGUACAGUCCCGACCAACGGCCAGUGACCGGAACGUAGAUCAUAAUGGUCUGAAGCAAGCGUGGAAUAAAGUUGUCUUCGUGAGCGAAUGGAGGAAGGUGGAUGGAAGCGACGAAACGUGAUGGGAUGUCUCUCCCGCGAUCAAAGCUAUGAUCCUUUUUUUUUAUAUUCUUGUAUCGUGUAACACAAAACAAAUUUGUUCAUGAGAGAAUGGUAUUUAUCGAUCGUCGAAGGAAAUUCUUGCGUGCGUUCCUUCUUUUGAUAUGUUCUUCUUUCCUUCAGUUUCUACGUUUGUAAGGUAGACUAAGAGCAGCAGUAGCGAAUAUUGAAGAUCAAUGUGCGUUCACUGCCCGACCGUUUCACGCGACCCAUAUUUCAAGCGACGCGCAAAGUCUUCGUGGUCAUUUUUCACCGUUUACAUUGUACUGUUAGAAUAUUGUAUUUCAUAUUCAUGAGGAUAACAUCACGUUUCGAAACAGUAGAGCACAUUCUGGCCCUGUCCUGCGGCACGAGAUUUCUUUCUAUCUCUGCGCAUAGUAAAUGUUACAGUAUUUUAACAUUAUUCUCAAUUAUAUAGCAAAACCGGUCUUGGAAUUAGAAGUAAAAGACUUAGACGAAGAACUAAUUGUAUGCGAAAAAAUAAAAUUCGUAUCGGCCGGAAAUGACCAAAAGACGGUGGUGUGUAAGGGUCAAGAAUUUUGCAGAUUUUUGCUCCAUCUUAGAGUGAUAUCGAGCGAAAAUCGGAAAGAAUUUCGGACAAUGUUGGAUUUGGACAUCUGGCAGCGAACGUGUAGAGUCUCCCUAUUACGAAAUAAUCAGUGUUCAGCAUCUGACGGCGAGUACGUCCCACGAAUGAAUCUCCGGACACUGAUUGUCUCGAGUGCAAAGGUUCUUGAGUUGUAGGAACGCGAGACUAUAAAAGGUUUCUUGUUAUUCCUAUUGUAUUACUAAUUAUAAGCAAAUAUAGAUUGUGACGUGGAGCCGCGGGCAAAAAAUAUAACGCAGACGAAUUGUUUAACCGGUCCCUCGAUUUACGAUUUACGAUUUACCGGAGUUCUUCUGUUAUCGAUGGUCGAUUAUAGUACGCAGCGAUGGUUGUCGCAAGCAAAUAUUACUGUAACUCCGCGAGAACAAUAAAUGUCCUCCAUUGUUGGUAGACCCUUGUCCAAACGGCGACCACGACAGGUGCAACAACUUCGAUGUGGCAUUACGUCAUUCGUGUAAACCAUGUUACUGUCUAUCGAAUUAUACAAUUAAAUUAUUUUAAUAUUACAGAA